Molecule: messenger RNA, 1371 nt
Organism: Sphenostylis stenocarpa
Lineage: Eukaryota; Viridiplantae; Streptophyta; Magnoliopsida; Fabales; Fabaceae
Source: the annotation of a GenBank genome assembly
AUGAAUAAUGCUGGUGAGAGAGUGAGAAGAUGCUUCGGUUUGGCUUGGAGAACAGCAGCAAAAGUAGGCAAAGAGGAUCCAAGAAGGGUGGUCCACUCUUUGAAAGUGGGGCUGGCUUUGACACUGGUUUCUUUGCUGUAUCUGAUAAAGCCUUUGUUCGAAGGGAUUGGACAAAAUGCCAUGUCAGCUGUUCUCACUGUGGUUGUGGUCAUGGAGUUUACAGUAGGAGCCACAUUAGGCAAAGGUCUAAAUAGAGGGUUGGGGACUCUGCUAGCAGGAUCACUGGCAUUUCUUGUGGAGUAUGUUGCAGACAUCCCUGGUCGGAUUUUUCAAGCUGUUUUCAUUGGUUCUGCAGUUUUCAUUUUAGGAGCUGUGACUACUUAUGUGAGGUUCAUCCCCCAUAUCAAGAAGAAUUAUGACUAUGGUGUUAUGAUAUUUCUCUUGACUUUCAAUUUGAUAACUGUAUCAAGUUACCGUGUUGAUAAUGUUUGGGCAAUUGCAAAAGAUCGUAUUGCAACCAUUGCCAUUGGUGGUGGCCUGUGUCUUGUAAUGAGCCUAUUGAUUUUCCCAAACUGGUCAGGGCAAGAACUCCAUAACUCCACCAUUUCAAAGCUUGAAGGCCUCGCCAACUCUAUACAAGCUUGUGUGGUGAGAUACUUUAAUGAUUCUGAAACUCAAGAUGAUGAAUCUGAUGAUCUGAUUUACAAAGGUUACAAGGCUGUCUUAGAUUCCAAAUCUAAAGAUGAAACACUGAUCUUACAAGGAUGUGAAAUUAAACAGGCACUGCAAGCAAGUUGGGAGCCAAGAUGGUCAAGAUAUUGGCACAGAAUCCCAUGGCGGCAAUAUAAAACAGUGGGGAUUACUCUUCUCCAUUUUAGUUACACUGUUGUUGCACUACAUGGGUGUCUAUUGUCUGAAAUUCAGACCCCGGGAUCAAUUCGAGCCCUAUACAAAGACUCUUGCAUCAGACUUGCAGAAGAAGUGUCUAAAGCACUAAGGGAACUAGCUAAUAGCAUAAGGAAUAAGCGUCAAUUCUCCCCUCAAGCACUGUCUGACAAUAUCAAUGAAGCUCUACAACAUCUCAAUGAUGACUUGAAAUCCCAACCACAACUCUUCUUAGGCUCAAAGAAUUUUGGUGCAGCCACAAAUGCUGAAGAAGACACUAGAGUCUCAUUCUCAAGUGUUAAGAGUGAUUGUUCAUCCAUGUUUGAGUCUAAAUCCAAAGAACUUUCUUAUGCACUGCCUUUUGCUGCUUUCACUUCUAUGCUUGUGGAGAUGGUGGCAAAGUUGGAUCGUGUUAUAGAUGCAGUUGAUGACUUGGCCAAAUUGUCACACUUUGGAGAGUUCAGAGAUGAAGAUGAGAUUGAGUAG